Nicotiana attenuata is the source of this 1323-nucleotide messenger RNA. RefSeq names its product transcription factor MYB1R1-like. The record is from RefSeq and is a predicted model, not a curated record. Gene Ontology annotation, molecular function: DNA binding. Gene Ontology annotation, biological process: response to ethylene; response to gibberellin; response to auxin. Lineage: Eukaryota; Viridiplantae; Streptophyta; Magnoliopsida; Solanales; Solanaceae. The transcript has 3 exons. Bases 233 to 970 code for a protein of 245 amino acids.
AGUAAUCACUAAACUAAACCAGCUAAUUAAAAAUCCAACUGAGCCCCUUAACCCCUAUCAUCAACCUUAAAACUAGCUACGAAUAGCAACAUCGUGUUGUAAUAAGCAAAUUCCCAUUCCUUUUUCUUUCUCAUUUCCUCCCUUACAUAUGGUCUGCAAAAAAUAAAUCAUUCAUUUUUUUUUCUUUCUCAAAACCCAUAUACAUAGUAGUAUCAAGAAAGGCCUGGCCACCAUGUCUAACCAGUACGGAAACAAAGAGCAUGAAUUUCAGGAGAUUUCUGCCGGUAAAGGCAAAGGAUUCAUGCUCUUUGGUGUUAGAGUGAUGGAAGCUGGAACCUCUUUUAGAAAAAGUGCUAGCAUGAACAAUCUUGCUCUAUUUGACAAGCAACACCAAGAUUCCAACGUUGACGAUGUCGCCGCCGGCUAUGUUUCUGAUGACGUUGUUCAUCCUUCUGCUAGGAGCCGUGAACGUAAACGAGGAGUUCCAUGGACAGAGGAAGAGCACAAACUAUUUUUAUUAGGAUUGCAGAAAGUAGGGAAAGGUGAUUGGAGAGGAAUUUCAAGAAACUUUGUCAAGACAAGGACUCCUACUCAGGUGGCCAGUCAUGCUCAGAAAUACUUUCUCCGGCGAAACAACAAUAAUCGCCGACGCCGGAGAUCUAGUCUUUUUGACAUCACCACUCAUAUGGUUCAAAGUGUUGUUAAAUUGGAAGAUAAGCAAAUGAAUCAAAACACCAUAGAAAGCUCAGCGAAUAACUUAACGAUAGGACUGAACAAAUCCGUGAAGCCCAUUAGGCCAAUACCAUUUCUCCCUCCGUCAUCAAAAAUGGCAAAUCUCAAUUUAAACAAGACAUAUGUCCAAGAAUCGGACGAAAAAUCGCCUCCGGCGAGGCAUUCAUCGGCUUUCCAGUCAAUGUCAAGUGGGUUCAAUGGCAAUACUAGUGGGGAUAGCAUAAUUAGUGUGGCUUGAAUAAGGAUUGGAUUGGAUUGGAUUCGUAUUCUUAAUUAAAAAUAUCUGUGAUGUAAAGUGGAGUUUAGUUACAUAAGAUUAGACAUUAGUGGGGAUUAGACUAUGGAGAACAUAUUAAUUAGGUGAUUGACAAUGAUUCCUUUGUUUUGUAUAGAUGGUGUCAUUUUCAACAGUUUUGAGGAUUUCUUGUUUUGUAUUAUGUCUGGUUAUUUUUGUGGUCAUAGGUGAUUACAGCACCAACCAAGUAGCUACUAUCCCUUUCAAUGUGACUCACACUGUUAUUUGGUCUUCAGCAGUUGUUAUUGUAAUAAAGAGAAAAGAAAUUGAAUAGACUUGUUUGUUUUCGAAAAUGA